UAAAUUCCGACCUCGGACAUUGUCCCGAACGCAGCAUAAUAGACGGUGUGUCCCUGAACAUUUGAGCUAACUGGCAUGACUUUGGCUAACAGAGCUUUUAUCAGCUUUUAUGGACGUGGUUGUCUUCUUGUCAUGGCAGUAACACUGUGUAUUGUUAUACUUAUAGCUUCUAUUCACAACUGUGAUGGGAACCUGCGCUUUGCCUCCUACUAUGGAGAUCACAUGGUGCUGCAAAAGUCUCCGGAGAAAGCUGUGCUGUGGGGCUACGGGCCUGAGGGUGCGCAUGUCACCGUCUUCUUGUCAGGACCAAUGCAACAGAAAACCUCACCGGUCAGUGUGACAAAAGGUAUCUGGCGAGUCACCCUUCACCCUGUUGAAGCUGGUGGUCCCUACAAUGUGACAGCAGCCGUUCAGAAGAGCACAGCCACUCUGACAGAUGUGCUGUUUGGAGACGUUUGGCUGUGUGGAGGGCAGAGCAACAUGUACUUUAAAACAUCUCAGAUUUUGAAUGCAUCAGAGGAGCUGGUCCUCGCAGCAAAGUAUCCCCAUGUGAGGACUUUUAUGGCAGCCUUGAACCUGAGUGAAACUGAGCUGACUGAUUUGAUUCAAGUGGAACUUCCUUGGUCUGUGCCCACAGCAAAUCUGGCAGAGUUCUCUGCAGUGUGCUGGCUCUUUGGACGUUACAUGUAUGAGAAUCUGAAGUAUCCCAUAGGACUGGUGGAGUCCUGUUGGGGAGGCACACCUGUCGAAGCCUGGUCAUCUUCAAGAGCACUGCAGCAGUGUGGACUAGAGCAAAAUAAAAAUGGUCCUAAGGAAAAUUCUGUCUUGUGGAAUGCAAUGAUCCACCCGUUGCUCAACAUGACCAUCAAAGGAGCUCUCUGGUACCAGGGUGAGGAAAAUGCAGACUAUCAUCAAGAGCAGUACAACUGUUCCUUCCCUGCUAUGAUUGAUGACUGGAGGAUGGCGUUUCACCAGGGCUCAGGGGGGCAGACAGCUCACGACUUCCCCUUUGGAUUUGUCCAGCUGUCCACCUACAAAAAAGCCUCCACAGAUGACGGCUUUGCAAACAUCCGCUGGCACCAGACAGCCGACGUUGGCUUUGUCCCGAACCCCCGGAUGAAGAAAACCUUCAUGGCUGUGGCUUUGGAUUUACCAGAUGAAACCUCACCCUACGGCACGAUCCAUCCCCGAGACAAGCAGGAUGUAGCCUACAGACUGACGUUGGGAGCGAGGGCAGUGGCUUAUAACGAGAAGGAUGUGCCCUUCCUUGGACCUUUCCCCAACCAAAUCCUGUCCACUCGAAUGUAUCUCAACAUUACCUACAACCAGACAGUCUCUGUCACACCGUCUAAAGACAUCUUUGAGAUUUGUUGCUCUGGGAUUCAGGCUCCAUGUGGGCCUCAGUCUCCUUGGGUUCCAGCUCCCAUCAUGCAGUGGGAUCUAACCACUGUCCAGUUAUCUGCCAAUUUGUGUCCGCCUGCUGACGAAGUAGCUGCUCUCAGAUAUGCAUGGAGAGACUGGCCCUGUGACUUUAAAGCCUGUCCAAUCUACAGCGCCAGUGGGAUUUUACCUGCACCUCCUUUUAUUAUCAUCCGCCAUCCAGCCAAAGGAAACGUUUGGAAAAGCUACUGAACCACCAGAUCAGUCUGUCUAGAAGUGUGUGUAUAUAUAUAUAUAAUUUUGGUUAUACUGUUUAUCCUUUAUACAAUCUAUGCUGUUACAACCAUUGCCAUUAAUUGUAUGAAUGUUAAACAUGACAAAUGUGUUUUUGUUAAAAUACAAAGUUUACAACACAAAGGAGUCUUUAUGACGUAACAUAAUUUGCACAAAUAAAUGACAAAUCAACAACUAA
Siniperca chuatsi (mandarin fish) is the source of this 1852-nucleotide messenger RNA. RefSeq names its product sialic acid acetylesterase (gene siae). Lineage: Eukaryota; Metazoa; Chordata; Actinopteri; Centrarchiformes; Sinipercidae. Gene Ontology annotation, molecular function: sialate O-acetylesterase activity. Gene Ontology annotation, biological process: carbohydrate metabolic process. The transcript has 10 exons. The record is from RefSeq and is a predicted model, not a curated record. The coding region runs from base 76 to 1632 and encodes 518 amino acids.